CUCGACCGUCUUCAUUCAUCGCUCGACAUAGAACUUGUUGAACAACUUUCAAAUAGUUCAAGCAUGGUCCGAUUCAAGAACCGAUGGCUCCUGGUCGAAUUCUUCCAACCUGACCAGCAUUGUCCUCCAUCAAGCUCCAAGCUACAAGAACCCAGAGAUCUACCUGUCUUCGAGCUCACAAGAGGACCGGAUGGACAGGUUCCCACAACCGAAGAGGAUGAUGAGGAAGAUGAAGACAGCCCGAGUUACCCUACAAGCUCGACCAUCCCGUUCUUGGCUCCGAAUCAGCCCAUCUUCCUGACACCUGCCGCACAACGAUUAGCAGCUACAAACAACUCGACAGGAAAGGGCAAAGAAGUGGCCAUGGGGAUGACACCGGGGAAGAUGAUACCGGAGAAGCAGAUAUAUCAUGCUCUAAAGAGAAGCAUAGUGGAUGUAUUCGGGGAUGCUGGAUGGGGAAAAGUAGGGAACAGCCUGUCAGUUCGGUACUUCUCGCAAACAACCUCCCUAUGCAUCCUCCGAGUGGCCAGAGAUCACUUCCGAAUAGCAUGGGGAGGAUUAUCGUUCAUCAACGAGUUGGAGGGAAUCAGGGUCGUACCGAGGGUGAUCGGGUGUUCUGGUACCCUGAAGAAACUCUACCUACGGGCGGAAUCCUAUACAACCCUCUUGAUCGCCAACUACCUCGCCCAUACCCUCUCCUUCAUCCCAGAACCGACAUCCAGUGUCGAAACGGCCGGAUCAAGCACUAGGGAAGCCAAAGUCAGGCAGGGGGAGACGGAAGCGUGGAGGGAGAGGAGGGGGGAGGUCAUCAAGGCGUUGAAGGCCGUCGACGAGAGCUGAGGGGUCUUGUGAAUGCUAAGAUUCUACCUCCACGCAUAAUUCACAUGGGAAACACGCAGUGAGAAAUCUAAGGCGUUUGAAAUGUCGUGCUGUCUUUCCUCUGCCCUCGACCCGUGAUCGAUGCCGCAGUGUCCGAAUAUCCUACUGACAUGGCCGAUACGAGAAGUCUAGCCGAGACUGGUAGCUGAGCAGAAGCCAAAGCUAUGUUGUGAUUGUCAGGCUAAGAGCCGAUGGUUGCUCUGGGCCUCGUUAGAGGAUCGUGGGUCGGCGUCCGCGUUGGCAUCUCAGACGAA
This is a messenger RNA of Filobasidium floriforme, 1133 nucleotides long. Its product is annotated as Rpp14/Pop5 family-domain-containing protein. Gene Ontology annotation, cellular component: ribonuclease P complex. The record is from RefSeq and is a predicted model, not a curated record. The transcript has 4 exons. Gene Ontology annotation, biological process: tRNA 5'-leader removal. Lineage: Eukaryota; Fungi; Basidiomycota; Tremellomycetes; Filobasidiales; Filobasidiaceae. The coding region runs from base 64 to 840 and encodes 258 amino acids.